This is a messenger RNA of Oryzias melastigma (Indian medaka), 3089 nucleotides long. RefSeq lists its product as uncharacterized. Gene Ontology annotation, molecular function: ubiquitin-protein transferase activity. Lineage: Eukaryota; Metazoa; Chordata; Actinopteri; Beloniformes; Adrianichthyidae. The record is from RefSeq and is a predicted model, not a curated record.
CACUGUCCCAAAUAAAUAAAUACAAUUAAAGUUAAGUUACAUUUUAUAGACAACAACAAAUAUGAUCACAGAUUAUUUGAAAUCUUGUUUAUUUUUUCAUCAGUGAUUCACUACCAUCCAGAAAAAGUAAAAAAAUACACAGAAUACAUAUUUAGCGCCAGUUAUUUCACACCGAACUACAAGAAAUGUGUGGACACCGUUUCCCACAAUGCAUUGUUUUGUAGUCCUCAAGGCGGCCUGCAGCCAGUCCAGUACCUAUUUUCUGGCUGCGCUGGCUUAGGAAGGCGCCUUGAACCCGCCCCUUUCUCGCGAUUCUUCAUGACGGCGCACAUUUGACACACCACAAUCCAGGCGAUCUGCGCAGCGCAGACAAUCUCAAACACACCUAUUGACUCUAUCUAGAAUUUACCAUCAGUUGCGUUGUCACAGUCAGUUUGGAUUCAUCUGAUCAACCCCUUUCCAGUGUUAUUGGACACGUAAACAGACAAAAAGAAGCUCCAGUUAUUCUUUUUUCCUAUAUGUAUGCUUUGCAGCAGUGGCAUAAUAUUCAUUAAACUAAUAUUUCAUUUUUUAUUGUUUUGUUUUUCUUCUGUACAGAUUGACAGUGAUGUCAUCGCUUUGAUGGAUGAUGCAGCUCUGGAAAAAUACAUCCCUUCCUAUGGAGAUCGUAUUGCGCUUUUCCAUUUCUGCAAAAGUAAACCGUCCCUCUCAAAAAGAAAAUCGGGACUUUUUCAAAAACUUCGUGACAAAAUGAAAAUUAGAGAAGAUAAUUCCAAGGAAAAUUUCUCAAGUGUUGGCCCAAGACCAACACAAACAAAGAAACAGAAAACAACUCGAAAUGUGGAAAUAGGCUGGAUACACUGUGAUGCCAGAAAAAUUAAAAUGGCAACAGAGGCAGGAUUAAAACACAUUCUUCAAGAAGGAAAAAGCCUCUUUUUUCCCGAUGGAAUCUCUCCUAAAGGAUCAGAGUCUGAUUUUGAGUUUGAGGUUUGGGACUUCAAACAGAAUUGUCUUAAUGAUGAGACUUUCCUGUCUAUUGGAAAUAUGUACGAGGCAGCAAGGCUAACAAUGUUACGUUCUUACAUCUCUACAAAGGCCAAAGCUGCCCAUCAAGUCAGAGAACCCCCCGAAGUAAAUAUUACCGAAGCACACGGUGAUGAUGAAGUCCAUCAAGCAGAUGAUGGAGAGUCUGGGGUUGAGCUGGGUGUCCAUCCUGCUCUGGACAUUUCUGUUGACUAUGAGAUCACAUUUGGUCCUGUCUACAAUGAGGAGGAAGAUCAAAAUGACACACUAAUCUAUGAGGAUUUUCUUUUUCCUCAAAGCCCAGCUAGUCCACGAGAUUUAGUAACAGUCACAAUACAUCACGGCAACACCUUGCAUGAUUUGAUUGCUGGUUUCUCUGAUGCUGACAUUUUAAACAAAGAACUGUUUGUGAAACGCAUUCUCCCAGACAACACAGAAGAAGCAGGAAGUGGAUCUGGAGUACUUAGAGAUGCUUUGAGUUGCUUUUGGCAUGAGUUUUACGAACGUUGCACUUUAGGUACAACCGUUAAAGUGCCGUUCAUUCGACAUGAUUUUACUGCUGAAACAUGGAAAGCAGUUGCCAGAAUUCUUUUGAAAGGUUACCUUGAUUGUCAGUAUUUCCCCAACAAACUUGCUCUUCCUUUCAUUGAACAAGUGCUUUUUGAUGGGGUUUACACAGAUCUUAAAUCUCAUUUUCUGCAGUUUGUGAGCAAUCAAGAACGUGAAGUUUUGAUGCAAGCAAUAAAUGACAUCUCUGCAGUUGAGUGGGAUGACCUUGUGGAAGUUCUGGACAGCUAUGGUUGCAGAAGACGAAUCACAGCUGAGACUUUUCCAACAAUACUAAAUGAGAUAGCACACAAAGAGCUUGUCCAAAAGCCAAUGUUUGUUAUUGACUGCUGGAGGGAGAUAACUCUCAAACACCUCUCUCUCACACCAGAGGCACUGACCAAGUUGUUCUAUGAUCUACAACCCAACUCCAAAAAGGUGUGUCACCUUCUGAAAUUUCCUGUUGAUCUGACUCAGAAGCAAAAAGAAGCAGCAAGUUAUUUAAAACGAUUCAUCAGAGAGCUUGAUGAAAUCAAACUUCAGAAAUUUUUGCGUUUCUGUACUGGAUCUGACCUUGUAAUAACAGAUAGCAUCUUUGUAGAGUUCCAAGAAAUGACAGAGUUCACAAGAAGGCCAAUAGGGCACACAUGUGGAAAGAUACUCCACAUAGCUGACAGCUAUGAGAACUUUCCAGACUUUCGCUCAGAGUUCAACUCAGUUCUCGAAAGCAAUAUCUGGGUGAUGGACAUUGUUUAAAGACCUACCGGUUAUCAUUAUCCCAGGUAACUAAAGUGUUGCCUUGAUUUCAGCACACAUUUGCCAGAUCAAACUUUUUCAGAUCACAUGACACAAAUCUUCAAAGUAACAUGUUUUGCUGAUGUUAAUCUUUGUAGGUGCCAAAACUAUUGUGGAGAUGGUGGAUGUUUACAGUUUGGUUGGUGGGCGUGUCACUUGAGGUGACGGCGGUGAUUAGCUAAUAAGUUCACCUGUUAGCUACUGUGAGUACGCCAGCUGGAGCGGGUGAGCUUUGUUUGGACAAUUUUUGUUGACCGCUAAACCGCUGCUAAUCUAAUCAAAUGGAGUCAGAACAUGUAAAAAUAAACUUAAUUUAAAACUUACGUGAUUGGUGCGCGUCAUCAAUAGAACAAAACAGUUUGCUCGCAGCGGAAUAUGUCUAUAAUUUAAGAUAUAGCAUUGUCACACUCCAGUCCAGAGUGUGACCAGCAGGUCCAAGGCAAAGGCAACAGACAUACACUUUGUGUCUAUGAAAAAUACUUUUGUGUUUAUUUGACAGCAGGCAACAGCCUCACUGAAGCCAACAUUAGACACACCACCUCUCCGCAAACACAGUGAACAUGGCAAUUUAUAAUACAUGGCCCCUCCCCUGGACCAGGUUGUUCCACUUUGGGCUUAAUGACUGACUUUUGGUCAGGCACUACAAAAGCCUGCCAAAAGCAGAGCUCGGGUCCUUUGACCAGGAAAUACAACUGAAAGGUAAGCAAACAUAAGUCAGCAACAGA